Molecule: messenger RNA, 880 nt
Organism: Alligator sinensis (Chinese alligator)
Lineage: Eukaryota; Metazoa; Chordata; Crocodylia; Alligatoridae
Gene: SELENOS
Product: selenoprotein S
Exons: 6
Coding region: 91-657 (188 amino acids)
Biological process (GO): retrograde protein transport, ER to cytosol; endoplasmic reticulum unfolded protein response
Cellular component (GO): Derlin-1-VIMP complex; Derlin-1 retrotranslocation complex; endoplasmic reticulum membrane
Source: RefSeq, a predicted model, not a curated record
GGCUGCGAUUGGCUGGGCGGGGCGGGCGGCUCGCAGGUCCCGGAUGUGAGGGGUCGUCCGGCGGGGGAGUGGGUCGAAGCGGCGGCGGGGAUGGAGCUGGGCGGAGGCGCGCCGGGGCCCGGACAGCCAGACGUGGAGCACGGCGGGCUCCGCGCUCUCCCUGCAGUGGGUGCGCUGCUGUCGGCCUACGGCUGGUACCUGCUGCUCGCCUGCGUCGCCGUCUACCUCCUCAUGCAGAAGGUGUCCGAGAGCACCCGAGCCCGGAGACGGAGCCGGCCGGACCCACCGGGGGCGGCCGCAGAGCCUGAUGCGGUGGUGAGGCGGCAGGAAGCCCUGGCAGCAGCUCGUCUAAAGAUGCAAGAAGAAUUGAAUGCGCAAGCAGAAAAAUACAAAGAGAAACAAAGAGAGCUUGAAGAAGAGAAAAGAAGGCAGAAGAUAGCAAUGUGGGAGAGCAUGCAGGAAGGAAAAAGCUAUAAAGGAAAUCUGAAGCUGAACCAGCAAGAAACAGCAUCCAGCCCUUCCACCUCAUCAGCAGUCCCAAAGCCAAAGCCAGAUAAGAAGCCUCUGCGUGGAGGUGGUUAUAAUCCUUUGUCUGGAGAAGGUGGCGGAACCUGCUCUUGGAGACCGGGACGCAGAGGCCCAUCUGCAGGUGGAUGAGGCUAACCUUGCUAGUGUCUAAUGACACUAGCAGGCUUAAUCUGACCCAUUGUUUAACUGCCUACCGCUUGCAUGUCACAGUGACUCUCUUGGGACUUGGUUUAGUGCAGAUACUGAUUUACAAACAAAUCCAUGACGCACAGAUUUUAACGCAAGAACUAAAUGCAGUGAGUGACCAAACGUGGGAUGUUCCUGAGAACAUGGGACAUUUCUGAUCUUUUCU